AAAAAAGUUCCCAUACCAGCUCCCUUUUCUUCUCCUGUCUCUUCCCCGUUUCUCACAUUUACUUUUCCUCCCUGCAGACACCAUUGCAUUUCUCCCUCUUUUUCCUCCUGUUUAUUUCUUUUUCUGCUCCUCCUUUAAUCCAUUUUUUUUUCCCUCGUAAAAUAUAUGAACUUUUAAUCCCAAGUUCGUUUUUCGAUCUGUAGGGUAUUUUCAAUUUUGUUUUCUGUUUUUUAUUACAGUUUCAAUUUGCAUUUUGAUUUUUCUGGUCAAUGUAGCUUCAUUUUCGUUCUGAUUUGGGUUUUCCUUUUCUUUUUUGCAAAUCGAAGAUUUUGGGCAUCCCUUUUAUACUGAUUUUUAAAGCAUGGAUUCGAAAGAUCUCUUUUUUUUGGAAUUUUUUUAAUUAAAUAGGAGAAAGAAUCCCAAUUUUUCCCUUUUGAAGUUAAAUUUGAUUGCAGAUUAUUUUGAUUCUUAUAAUGUCUCUUUGGUUUCCAGUUGUUUUUUACCUAAUUCAACGCUAAUUAAUGCGUAUGUUAUAAAAAGUUUGAGCUCUUUUUUGUCAAGGGAAAAGAGAAUAUGUGAAUCGGUCAAUUUGGGAAUAUCUGUUGGUUUUUGGGUAUCAGUGUUUGUGGGUAGGAGGUUAUGUAUAUGGAAAAGUGAAUUGCUCGCAAAUAUAAGUAAAUAUAGCAAGAUUAUGCCUCUGGGUUGAGUUGUUUAGCAAUGGAGAAGUCGAAGAUUGAACAUAUUGUUGGUGGCAAGUUUAAGCUAGGAAGGAAGAUUGGGAGUGGAUCCUUUGGAGAGCUCUAUCUAGGUGUAAAUGUGCAAACUGGAGAAGAGGUUGCCGUUAAACUGGAAUCUGUGAAAACCAAGCAUCCUCAGCUUCACUAUGAGUCAAAGUUAUAUAUGCUUCUUCAAGGAGGGACUGGAAUUCCACAUCUAAAAUGGUUUGGGAUUGAGGCUGACUACAAUGUCAUGGUUAUUGACCUUCUUGGACCUAGUUUGGAAGAUUUGUUCAACUAUUGCAACAGGAAAUUUACAUUGAAAACAGUAUUGAUGCUUGCUGAUCAACUUAUUAACAGAGUUGAAUACAUGCAUUCAAGAGGUUUCCUUCACCGUGAUAUAAAGCCUGACAACUUCUUAAUGGGCCUAGGCCGCAAAGCAAAUCAGGUGUAUGCCAUUGAUUUUGGCCUUGCAAAGAAGUACAGAGAUCUUCAGACUCACAAACACAUUCCAUACAGAGAAAACAAGAACCUCACAGGCACAGCUCGUUAUGCAAGUGUCAACACUCAUCUUGGAGUUGAACAAAGCAGACGGGAUGAUUUGGAGUCUCUUGGUUAUGUGCUUAUGUAUUUCCUAAGAGGAAGUCUUCCCUGGCAGGGAUUAAGAGCUGGCACAAAAAAACAAAAAUAUGACAAGAUCAGUGAAAAGAAAGUUUCAACUUGCAUAGAGAUCCAAAGUUUGAUGCCCUUGUAUGCGUGCGUGUCAUCUGGAUGGGCAAUACUAAUGGCAGACAGUGAGGUGCUUUGUAAAUCAUACCCAUCUGAGUUUGUAUCAUAUUUCCACUAUUGUCGAUCAUUGCGGUUUGAAGACAAACCAGACUACUCAUAUUUGAAGAGGCUGUUUCGAGAUUUAUUUAUUCGAGAAGGUUAUCAGUUUGAUUAUGUUUUUGACUGGACGGUUUUGAAAUACCCUCAGAUAAGUUCCAGCUCCAGACGGCAUUCUGGUGGGAAACCAGGUCAUGCAGGACCAUCUGCAGAAAGACCUGCAGAAAAGGUCUCAGUUGGAAGAGAGAUUCGAGAUAGACUGUCAGGUGCAGUUGAAGCCUUUUCUACAAGGAAGGUCUCCGGCUCUAGUCCACAUGACAAUCUCAGGAACAGGUCCUCAGAGAAUUUUAUGCAGCAACUCGAGCCAGAGAAAGGGCGCAGUUCUUCUCGUUAUGGCAGCAACACAAGAAAAGCUGUUAUCUCAAAUAGCAGGCCGAGUUCCUCUGGCGAACCUAGUGAAGGUCGGUCUGGCAGAUUACUCUCAAACAGCGGCCGUCUGACUUCGUCACAAAGACUGCAACCUGGGUUUGAGCCAAAAUCAUCUACUCGUGCUGUGGCUCCUUCUAAAGGCCCUCGUGAGGAUACUUUUAGGAGCUUUGAGCUCCUCGCAAUCAGGAAGUGACGACAGAGAGAAUUCGAUAUAGCAAGGUAUUUGCUUAAGUGAAGCCUUGGGUAACUAUACUCUCUUCCAUGUCAAGCAAUCUUGGAAUUCAUAGUCCUGCCAUUGUAUACGGGAUGUCACUCAAUCGCUGCCAUCACUGCACAUUUCACAUUUUCGAAGAACAACAUUACUCAAUCUUGUUCUUGCAGCUUCAUUUAUUUUUUGCCACUUUUGUCUUUCCGACUCUUGGUAACUUGUUUUUAGGAACAUGGAAGAGAGUUUAUGGACUCUACAUAUUUUUUGGGUUAUAUUUGCUCCUUUAGUUAUGUCUAUGAGUGGUUGUAUCCUAUUCCAACCAUAUAUUUGCAUGUAAAACCAGGUUCAAAUGACUGGGGAUGGAAAUAAUAGUUUCUGGAUUGAUGUCCCAAAAUAUAAAACUUUAUUCUUUUCGUUUGGAAUCA
Molecule: messenger RNA, 2603 nt
Organism: Manihot esculenta (cassava)
Lineage: Eukaryota; Viridiplantae; Streptophyta; Magnoliopsida; Malpighiales; Euphorbiaceae
Product: casein kinase 1-like protein 6
Exons: 15
Coding region: 718-2163 (481 amino acids)
Biological process (GO): endocytosis; peptidyl-serine phosphorylation; signal transduction
Cellular component (GO): cytoplasm; nucleus
Molecular function (GO): ATP binding; protein serine/threonine kinase activity
Source: RefSeq, a predicted model, not a curated record